This is a messenger RNA of Trichomonas vaginalis G3, 5310 nucleotides long. RefSeq names its product immunoglobulin-like fold protein family. The transcript has a single exon. NCBI's taxonomy places the organism in Eukaryota, Parabasalia, Trichomonadida, Trichomonadidae. The record is from RefSeq and is a predicted model, not a curated record. The coding region runs from base 1 to 5310 and encodes 1769 amino acids.
AUGGAACCUAUAGAAUUGCGUCCGUCUGUUCUAUAUUAUGGUAUUAUACCAGUAGCAGACAGACCAAUUUCCCAGGAAAUUAUUAUAACAAAUCGGAGUACAAGCUCAAUGCUGAUAAAAUUUAAUAAAGUUUCGUCAAAUUUCUUCCGGUUUACACAUUUUAAUAAAAUUGUAAAAGCGCAGCGUAAAACUGGAUUUGAUAUCUUUUAUAAUGGACAAAAACUCGAUAAUCUGACUCUUCAUCCACAACAAUCUGUGGAAGUUAGUUGUGUUAUUCUUCCAUCUCAAAUUAAGCAGUCAUUACCAAUAACAAUUGAUAUUCCGAUAGAUGCAUUUGAAUUUGAUGAAGAAUAUGCAGAUUCUUCCGGUGAUGGCGAAUUUUUAGAUGAAGAAUCUGAUACAGAACCGCUUUAUUCAACAAAGGCGACUUUAACAAUUAACGCUAUUCUGUCUUCUGCAUCGUAUGCCAUUGAACCAAACAUUUUAUACUUAAAUAAUUGCAAAAUCAAUCAGACACAAACGAGAAAAGUAACAUUACGCAAUUUAUGCGACUCAACGCUUCCAAUUAUGAUACAUUCAGUUCCAGAAAUUGAAGUUUUUACUCCAUCUUUACAAAAUUACAUCUGUUUACCACCAAUGAAGUCAGUAGAGAUCACUUUGAACCAUACACCAACGACUCUUGGCCUUUUUGAGCACAUAAUACCUUUCGAUUGUUUGAUCAAAAAUGAUACUCCUCAAGCUUUAAGGAUAAUGACAGCUGUUUCACCAGAAACGAUUCCACAUAAUUUUCCAGUUAUACAUCCCUCUGAAGAAUUAAUAGAUUUCGGUCAAGUUUACGCAGGAGAAGAAUGUGAAACAGAAUUAUUCAUAGAAAACAAAAGUGACAUCACAUAUAAACUGCAUAUGUGUUCUCUUGUUGAAUCGUAUUUAGAUUUGCCAUCCAGCGUUCACGCGUCUUUGACAACGUCAUUUCAACAAAUUAUCGAUUCCUAUUCGAAAAAGAGCCUUCCUACCUUGUUUUUCAAGACCACAUCUAUGUCAAAAUCAUCAGAUGAUAUCGAAAUUGUCUUAGAUUCAAAGUCUACAACGUCAAUAAAAUUAUAUUACACUCCAACAUUCAACAAACAAGCUCCUAUUAAUGAAUUUCAUCGCAGAUCAUUUAUCAUGAUCUUAAAAUUCAUAGAUACUGUUUCUGAAAAAAGUUAUCGAAAAUUUUUACUUUGCAGCGCUAAUGUUUGCCAUUCCCAUGUUAGCAUUAAUCCAGGCAACAUGGAUUUCGGCGAUACUGUCGUUGCAAAUACGUUCAAAUCAGCUACAGUGAUGAUUUCUAAUUUAUCUCCUCUCCCAACAACAGUAAAAGCCACGUCGAGCUCAAGAGCGAUUGCUUGCUCGCCAAUACCAGUCACAGUACCUCCUCUUUCUGAAGUUCCUUAUAGUUUUAAUUUUUAUCCAAGAAAAGUUAACCCAGAAUACACAGGACAGAUCACAUUUGUCAACGAAAGGAACCCAAACAACAUAAUCAACUUCUCAGUGUCAGCAAUUGUCGUUGCUGGCCAGAAAGAGUCAAUUCAUUCAAUUUCUUAUUCACUUUCAAUAGAUAAGAACCCAAUUAACUUCAUUAAUUUCAGGAAUGUUGUUUCCUCGUUCCCUGCCAUCAAAGAAGUAACAAUUAAGAACAAAACUAAAGAUCCUUUGACAUUAUUAAUAAAAUCGAACAACCCAGAUGUUAUAUCCAUCUGGAUAGACCAAUCUUCCAACCAGCCAUCCACUCCAAGAGUCCCUAAAACCCUUCCUGCUGAGAUUUCUAAAUCUUCAAAGCUCCUCACAGACUUUACAAAACCGUCAAAUUUCAGAGCACUUUACGAGUCAAUGCGAUUAAAUUCAGACUUUUUCCACGACAUGUAUACACUAUUUCCAGAGCAUAAAUCGUCCGAAAUCGUCGACCAUUUUACUUUACAAAAAGAAUCUUUCAAAGAUCUCACAAAAGACAACGAUAAAACUAAGAACAUUACCGGCAAACAAAUUACUAUUCCACCAUCCUCCAAACUCCAGGUUUUCGUAGUUUGUAUUGCAGAUAAAGGAGAAAAUCCGAAUAUGUUCAUGCACAGAAGGUAUUCUCUUAGUAUUAUCAUGCCUAAUGUUGUUGAUUGUGAGCCAUAUUUGCUUCCUAUCAGCUUAAAUGUCGCUACAGCUUCGAUUUUCCUAAAUUCCAGAUCAUUAAAUUUCGGAGCUUUCAAAGUAAACACGAAAACACAACAUGACAUCCUUGCAUCCAAUGAGUCAUGUGUUCCUGCACCAUUUAGAAUCAAAUGCGAGUCUCCUUUGAACAUAGACAAGCAUAACAUUGGAAUAAUCAUUCCUUUGUCAAAUAUCAGAGUUCCUUUCACUUUUGCACCGGUUGUUGAUGGUUCUUUCCACAAGAUUAUCAAAGUAAUUAACGUAUUAAACGAAGACGAACAACUGGAAAUAGCUGUGAAAGCGAAUGUUGAGAGAGUAACCAAUUUCAUUAUUCAUCCUUCUGAAAUUGAUUUCGGAAAAGUGACAGCAGGAAUUUGUUCUGUUUCCAUUCCUAUUUUUAUCACAAAUACAAGUCAGAACAACAACGAAUUCACGUUCAGCCAUGCCACUAAGGAAUUCCAGUUCUGCAAGCCAUUGAUCAUGUUUAAGAUCAAAGAAUUGAGUGAACGAGCAUCAACAGACGCGAUGAAUCUUCAAGUUGAAAAACUGAAACGAAAACAGAAGAUUUUAUUACGAAAGAAGAAGAUGGAACGUGUUGAAACCAUCCAACACAUGAUUGAUGAUUUAAUGUCAUCACUUAAAAUCCGCGAAUCACAAACGAAACUUAAACAAUUAGGUGCAAAAUUCCUUGACUGCUUGUUAAUUAAUGCCGAACCAUUACAAGUUUAUUGCAUUGAAUUACAGUUAAUUCCAUCAUUAGGUGUUGGUCGUCGUUUACCAUUCGACGUUGGUAUCAAUGGUACGGUUAUUGUAUACGAGAAAGCUAAGACAGAGACGGAGAUCAUGAUCAAAUACAAAGCACACAUUGUUCCACAACCACAACGUAUCUUAGAUGCCGUUUUAGUUCAUUCAGUUAAUGUUGAACCAAGUUCAUUAGAUUUUGGUCAAGUUUAUGUUCACGAAGCGAUCAAACGCAAACUCACCGUUACUAAUGUUUCUAACACACAACAGAACAUCUGGUUCAGUGCAAACAGUUCGAGUGAUGCUAUCAUUACAACUAAGUUUGGUGAAUAUUUCUUGAAAUACAACGAAAGUAUUGAGAUUCCAUAUGAAAUCUUCUUCAUCCAACCAGGUCGAAUUGUUAAAGAGAUCAACAUCACAACACAGACAUCAUCCCAGAAGAUCCAAUUAACAGCACAAUGUUGUUAUCACGAUGUUCUUUCAUUCUCCGGUUUGAUUGAUGAUACUAUUGAUUACCAAACUAUUCCAUUGACAUCAUUGCGUAUUUUAGAAGAACGAAAAGUUUUCACCGUUACAAACAUCACAGACAACAAUGUUUAUGUUUAUAUCCAAAACAAAAACACGAAGGAUAUCUUGAUCUACGAGAAAGAUCCUAAAGCUCCACUUAUCAAACCAUUCUGUUUGCAAUCUAAACACAAUGUUUUACUUAAUGUUUUGUUGAAACCAGAAAUCGACCGCGAAAGUUAUCAUAAUUACAAAUCAACUGUUAUCGAUGAACAGAUCAACAUCACAUGUUUCGAAACCGAAGAAGAAGCAUCUGCCUUCUCGGCACUGAACAGUGAUGAUCCCGAUUGUAUCUUCCAGAAAAUUAUCAAAAUCAAAGCUAUUAUUGGUCGUAUUGGUUUGUUGACAUCCGACACAUUUAGUUUGUUCAAAUGUGUUAGUUCAUCCAACGAACAAAUCGACAUGAAGAUGACCAUCAAGAACCGAUCUACACACAUUCCUAUUACAGUCAUUGCUAGUGCUGUUCAAGGCUUGAGUUUGUCGGAUUAUGUAUUUAAUUUGGAAGGUCGUAAAUGUGGUACAUAUUCACACGAAUUCAGUUUAACAUAUAGUCCAAGCAGUUUAGGUAUUAACGAAGCUCAGAUUCGAUUCACGACUAAUGGCAAUCAAAGCUAUUCUAAGUCAGUUACUAUCUCAGCAUUUGUUGAUCCUAAGCUUAUCAAAACUAAUCUUGGUAAACACGAUAAUGGAUCCGAUUUGUUGAACAUUGGUGGUAUUUACGUCCAGAACGGUAAACCAAUUUUCCAAGAUCUUUCAUUUGAAGUUACAAAUAUCUCUAAUAUUCCAAUCCGCUUCGAGAUCCAAGAACUCCAAAAGAAAUUCUUUUUGCGACAAAAAGAAACAACUAAAGUUACAUUCCAAUUCCCAUUUUCAACCGAUUUUUAUAAUCCACAAGAACCAGAUUUCUCAUAUCGAAUGUUUGUCUACAAUUUUUUGACGAAACAAGUGAUCAAAGUCAUUUAUUUAGUUGGAUACUUUUCCACAUCCAUUGGUAUUUUAGAUCACGAUUCUAUCAGUUUCGAACGCUUUGGUGAAGUUAAUCAUUGGAUCCACAAGAAAGAAUUCUGUUGUAUUGUUAAUCAGUCUAAGAUUCCUCUUCAUCUCCACUUAGUUUCCACACCAAAUUAUGUUGAUGUUCCAACCGAAAUCGGGCCUAUCGAAAACAACGGUAAAUAUGAAUUAGAGAUCAUUCCAAAAAUCGACGAACUUCGUAAUGUUGAAGGGGAAGUCAAUACGCAAAUCCGAUAUAUCAACACUAACAACAUCAGCAACAUAUUAAUCAUGAAUGUUAGUUUCAACAUUUCAGCUAGUUUCAUCCGAUUGGAACAAAUUGAUUCAUUCAAAUGGCUUAGCUUUUCUGCCCUUCCUUCUAAAGCUAUCAAAGAUUUCAAGGAUAUCGAAGGCGAACUUGUUAGUUCAACAUGGUUUUCAGUUGUUUCUACUAUGGAUGUUGAAACUACAGUCAAUCUUUGUAUUGAUCUUUUGCGUCAAGAUGAUUUAACUAUCGAACUUUUUGGCCGUGCUAGUGGUCGUCCUCUUCAACAACUUGUUCUUCAACCUAAUGAACGAUUUGAGAUCCGUAUCAAAGUUACAAUGAAACAAGGGAAGAAACUUGAUGAGAAAGAUCCAUAUUUAGGCGACAUUGUCUUCGAACACGAUGGCUCCGAAUCAUUAUCUAUGCCAUUAGUUUAUUCACCAACAGACGAAACUAACAAUGAACAAUCUAACAACCAACAACAGAAUUCACAACAAAAUAUUCAAGUUAAUAGUAAUUCCCAAAAUCAGAAUCCAACUAAUUCAUCGGAACCGAAACCAGAACUUUUAUAA